Messenger RNA from Mus musculus (house mouse), 1744 nucleotides. RefSeq names its product RIKEN cDNA 1700008O03 gene. The record is from RefSeq and is a predicted model, not a curated record. The transcript has 5 exons. NCBI's taxonomy places the organism in Eukaryota, Metazoa, Chordata, Mammalia, Rodentia, Muridae. Bases 1260 to 1601 code for a protein of 113 amino acids.
ACACUGUUGGUCCUCGAGCCUAGAACUACAUUUCCCAGGAGCCCCUGCCUUUCUCUGGCUGAUACUCUGGGUACAGAACUGCAUUGCCCUUGGGGGUUCUGCAAGUCUCUGGCCAGUGUGGGAAGCCUCAAACCACAUCUCUCAGAAGCUGUUGCAGUCCCCCUGCUAAUAAUUCUCUGAGCUCAUACUACUUUUCCCAAGAGGCUCCCUUGCCAAUAUUCUGAAAUCAAAACUACAUUUCCCAGAAGGCCUUGCAGAUCUCUAGCAAAGACUCUGCGGGUCCCUGGUCAGUAUUCUGGGUCCAGAACUACAUUUCCCACCAGCCUCUGCAGUUACCGGGCUCAUUAAUAAUCUUUUAACAAGAAGUGCUGCAGCUAUCUGAACGUAACUUCUGGGCCCCAAACUACAUAUCCCAUGAGACACUUGCAGUUCCCUAGCCAACACUCAGAUUUAGAACUCUGUUCCCCUCACCCUCUGCAGUUCCCUGGCACAUACCCUCGGUUUACAAAGAAUUUACCAUGAAAUGCUGCAGUGUCGUUCCCCCCUCCUCCGCCCCCCGCUAAUAUUUCUGGGCCCAGAACUGCAGUUCCCAUGAACCUCCUGGGCUUCAACAACGCUUCUGAGUCUAUUUUCCCUAGAUACCUUCACUCCUUGGUCUUGCACAGUAGUUCAACGUCUUCCUGUCCUCAAUCCCUGGUUCUUAUUUUCAGAUAGCCCCACCUCCAACCCAGAUGCAGAACUAAACCCUAGGUGCCAAUCUUCCACCACAGCCCCACUCAGAGCCCCGACCCCACCCCCCAGCCCUGUCUUACUUUCUUUGCCCAUAGUUGAGUUUGCCACAGGGACUUUGCCUCCCCAUCAUUAAGUCUUUCUGCUUCACCUGGGCACAACCUGGUUCCAGGGAGUCUUCCUAACACGCAGCUAGACUAUAGCUGUCUCUUGCUCACGUCAGCCCCAGGCUUGCAGCCCUUUCCAGCACAGCUCACUUCCCAAAUGCUGAGUUGAUGUCAUCCCAAGAAGAUUCUGCAUGGCUGAUCCUUCCUUGUUGACCUCGAGUCUAUGGAGGAGUCCAUGUCUCGGAGCCUGGGCAAGCCUGCCAAGUCCUCGUGAGUACUCCCUGGUCCCGCGACCUGUGACAGCUCCUGCAGAGGAAGCAGUACCUGCGGCAGGUCAUCUCGGAAUAUGAGGCGCUGGAUCGGGAGCUCCCGUGUAUCCGAAAAUUCUCAGAACCACCCUCUGCCCAGCCCCUCUGCCUUUGCAUGGAGACUUCGGAAGACUUUACGCACGUGGAGGUGCUGCAGGCUUUGGAGGCCGAGCUGCCCGGGGCCAUGGAAAGCGGGCGCGUGAACAGCAUCCGCUACGAGAAUAUGAAUGUCAUCUGCGGUACUGCGGGCCGCAGGGACAGGUGGCUCAUCACCGUCACAGACUUCCAGACGCGGUCACGCCUGCUGCGCUCCGGGCUCACCCUCCGUGGAACCGCGUACCCACUGGUGCGCCACGACGAUUUACUGCUGGGGGACUACCGUUUGCACCUGCGCCGCUCUCUGGUCCGAAGGCGCAUGCUCGAAGCCCUCGGGGCGGAGCCUGCCGACGAAGAUUGACGCACAGCGGGGGCGGGUUCCAGCUGCACCCCGCCCCCAGACCCGGCGAAACGAGAAGGCGUGGCCUCCCUAGGAAGGAGGCGGGGCCGGCUCGAGGGGGUGGAUACUGUGAGUUUAAUUAUAAAGAAUGACCUGAUACAAAA